UCGCCGCAGCCUCCGCCUGAGCCGCCCGGCCUCGCCGCCAUGCUCGUCAAGGAGUACCGCAUCUGCAUGCCGCUCACCACCGAGGAGUACCGCGUGGGGCAGCUCUACACCAUCAGCAAGCACAGCCACCAGGAGAGCGAGAAGGGCGAGGGCGUCGAGGUGGUGAAGAAUGAGCCCCACGAGGACCCCGUGCACGGGCCCGGGCAGUUCACCGAGAAGCGGGUCCACCUCUCCAGUAAGCUGCCCAGCUGGGCCCGAGCAGUGACCCCCCGCAUCUUCUACAUCACCGAGAAGGCCUGGAACUACUACCCCUACACCAUCACCGAGUACACGUGCUCCUUCCUGCCCAAGUUCUCCAUCUACAUUGAGACCAAGUACGAGGACAACUGUGGGGACAGUGAGAACAUCUUCCAUAGUGACAAAAUCCUGGGGGACCAUGAAGUCUCCUUCCUGGACAUCGCCUUCGAUGAGAUCCCUGAGCGCUACUACCGCAGCCUGGAGGACCCGCGCUACUUCAGCUCGGCCAAGACGGGCCGGGGGCCGCUGCGGGAAGGCUGGCGCCAGCACACCAAGCCCAUCAUGUGCUCCUACAAGCUGGUGAGCGUCAAGUUCGAGGUGUGGGGGCUGCAGAGCCGCGUGGAGCAGUUCGUGCACAAGGUCAUCCGCGACAUCCUCUUGAUAGGACACCGGCAGGCCUUCGCCUGGGUGGACGAGUGGUGCGACAUGUCCCUGGAAGAGGUUCGGGCCUUCGAGACUCAGAUGCAAGUGGCCACGAACCAAAAAUUUGGGAGCCAGGAGCCCUAGCACCCACCCAGCCUGGACUCCCUG
Messenger RNA from Tinamus guttatus (white-throated tinamou), 828 nucleotides. NCBI's taxonomy places the organism in Eukaryota, Metazoa, Chordata, Aves, Tinamiformes, Tinamidae. The record is from RefSeq and is a predicted model, not a curated record.